Theobroma cacao (cacao) is the source of this 1937-nucleotide messenger RNA. Its product is annotated as protein PHYTOCHROME KINASE SUBSTRATE 1-like. NCBI's taxonomy places the organism in Eukaryota, Viridiplantae, Streptophyta, Magnoliopsida, Malvales, Malvaceae. Gene Ontology annotation, biological process: phototropism. The record is from RefSeq and is a predicted model, not a curated record.
GUCAGGCCAUUAGCAUUUGGCCCUACGCCUUUUAACAUCUUGCAAUAUUGUUAUCACCCUACUUAUAGAUAGGCGUACUUUCUCAACAAGCCAACCAGCCCUGGAAACCUCUCUUCUUUAUGAAUCAUUUCUUCUUUCAGCCAAUUUCAGCCUUUGAUUCAUUCUUUCACAGUACUAAUUUCCUUGUUGUAGUGCUUGUUUUCGGGCUUUGGUAUCUUUGAGGGAAUUAAUCCCAGGCUUCCUGAAACUCGGAGGAAGUUGUACUUUGUCUCAUCACUUUUCAAUAUUCUUCUCCUAGUCCCAGCAAAUAUUCUGUCUGAAGUUUCAGGAGCUCCAUCCAUGGCUAUGCUUACAUUAAAAUCAACUUACAACACAAACCUCUCACAAACGGUGGCCUUGGAGAAAAACAAUGGCAGCCCUUGUGAUGCUUCUUUCUCUACUUUCCUGAGCGGUGCUGAGGAAAAUUAUGUGCGAAAACAACUUUCAGAGUCAGGCCGAGACCUCGGCCCCAAGAUCAGCGACCAAGGUGAUCAUCAUUAUUCAGGAAGGAAGAAAGAAGAAGAUGGAGAGAUUGGAGUGUUUGGUGCUGAAAAGUAUUUCAAUGGAGGGAUAGAUGCGGAUAGUCCUAGAUUAACCAAGAUAGAUGCAAUGAAGCUUGAAUGUGUGAAACGUGAAGGAGUCAAUCUAGAGCCUAUCAAGCCUGUGAUACACCAGGGAAUUCCUAGUGUUCGCUCUGAAUCAAGCUGGAACAGCCAAAGUGCAUUGCUCCAGAUUGUUACGAGGAAUCCUCCGCGGCCAAAAGCUAACAAGGUGAACGGAAAGACUUUUCUUUCUGGUCUUGUUGCCUGCAAAUGCUACUGUUCUGAUAGGGAUUCUGUUGAUAUUGAAGAACAAGUUGGUGAAAUAAGUUUCAAGAGAACUGCUAACGGUGGGGUGGUUCAAGGCAGGCAAAACAAAGCAGCAGCCAGUAAGGCUAGUCUAGAGGUCAAUAAACCACCGGCAGAGCCCUGGAUCAAGGAGGACCUUUUUACUUUCCCGACUAUGAAUUCUACUGUGGGAAUUCAGCCAGUUAAUGUUCCGUUGCAAGGAGAAGUAGAUGAAAUCGGACGGAAAUCACUAGAGGUUUUUGGCUCCCCUGUACUUGGAAGGAGAAACAAGCCUUUGAACCUUGGGAGGAGGCUAAAAAUGUUGUCUUGGGAUUCAAAUCCAAAAGCAGAAGAAACUGAAAAUCCUAAAGGUAACUACAAUGAUACAGAGAGUGAUGCAAGUUCAGAUUUGUUUGAGAUAGAGAGCCUCACAGGCAAAGCCUAUCCCUUUCUUGCAAGACAAGCAUCUGAAGCAGCAUCUGGCUGUGUCACCCCAACAACUUGUUAUGCACCAAGCGAGGCCAGCAUAGAGUGGAGUGUGGUCACUGCCAGCGCAGCAGAUUUCUCAGGGAUGUCUGACUAUGAAGAGCUAAGGCCAUCAACAACAACCUUACCAAGCCCAAUUAAAACAUUUUCGACAACUAUAGAUGCCAAAACUAAGAGUGACAAGGAGUUUCAGAGGCGCCGUUCAGGUGGUCUAUUGGGCUGCAAUAGCCAGAAAGCUGUCAAAGUUGCUGAAGAUGCAUACAAAACAAAUGACAAGGCAGGUUUCGAGCCAAGAAUGCGCCGUGUGUCUGACUCCUACACGCCUGCCACAAGGUUUCGAGCUGAGACUCAACUUGCCGGUUUUGAACCUAUACAAACGCCACGGAUUCUUGCCACUCGCUCCCUUCCCCAUCCACAUUCAUCACCACGAGCUUCGCCUCUCUUGUAUAUUCAGUAGGUUGGAAUAGCUUGUCUGUAGUUUGUUUUCAUUAGUUAUUUUUGGUGUAAAACUUGUUAUUAAAAAACUUUUAUGCUUCUACUAGUACUAGUGUUGAAUUCCAUAAAAUGAACCUAAUCAUUUGGAAA